AUGGACCCGCAGACAGUCUUCUCCACAAGGAACGCAUUCUACCUGCGCGUCUCCAACUACCGCAUCAUCCCCCUUUUCCUGUAUCUCGAUGAACGCCAUGUCAAUUGGAUGACAGACCGCGUCUUGCAGCUGGUCAUCACAGGCUUGCAGUCAAAGCUGCCCGAAGUGCUCUUCAGAGCCAAACUCGAGAAAGACAAGAAGCACAAGGUGCAUGUCGAACGCGGAGAGGGAUACCAGUUCUGCUACUUUAUGAGGACCACCUCGCGGACAGAGGUUGUUUUGCUAAAAAACAAGGAUGUCUCUUUGCGCCCGCCCACUCCGCCGCCUCCUGCACUGUCUGAGCAUCCAUCAUCGAAACGUAAAUCCUCGACACGCCGGUCUGCAACAGCAUCCGCCACACCUCGGGGACGCGCAUCAAGGUCCCGUUCUCGCUCAGUCACUGUUCGACCUGAAGAGGACGAACCGGUAAAUGAACAGUUGGAACAGUCUACAAAAGAUACCGAUGAUGUCCAUGUGAAGCCCGAGCCAAUCGAUCCGGACGAAGAAGACGAGUAUGGGGGAGCACAAAACAUCAAGGACUGGAAGCCAGACAUAGACGUCUCUUAUCGAGGCUUUGGGACAUCGUCGGUCCAGCUAGUCUUAAUUAUCGAGCCCUACCCACCUCUCCCUCCGUCGCAAUAUGCGCCCCCCGCAUCCCGUCUCUCUUCCCGCUCGGCCUCUGUCGUCUCCAACUAUUCUCGUGCUCGUUCAUCGCAAAGCCGUCAAACGAGGGGCGCUGCUUCUCGAUACAGCUCAACCAGCCUUUCUCUAGCGCCACAGGGCCAAGACAGUGCCGGGAGGAGAAGUGAAAUUGUCGCAAACAUGAGGAAUGCAUCGCGAGCGCCGAGUGUGGCAAACUCACGAAGGGGUGGAGAGUCGGCUACGCCGUUCAGAGAGGAUAGCACCACGCCGGGCCCCGGUGAGGCGCAAGGGCGGAGGAGAAUGUCACAGACGCCGCUGUUUAUGCCUCGCGACACGCCGUUUGACGAGGAUGAGGAGGACGAAGAGGCACACGAAGAGUACCUCAAUGCUCUGAGGGACGGCAGAAGCCGAUUGCCAUCAGUCUUUCGUCCUUCCGGGGAGACCAAGAAGGGAAAGGGAAAGGGAAAGAGAAGAAGAGACGAAGAAGACGAGGAGGACGAGGAGGACGUUCCAGAGAGUCUCGAAAAUAUCGGCGCGCGGCUAGUGAGGAAUAGUGAAAUCGAAGAGGGAGUCGUGAGAGUGCAAGGAGGUUGGGAAGAGAGAAGCGCUGGUGAAGAAAGCGCGGUGAUUGGCCGAGAGGAGCCAGGUGAAUAG
Molecule: messenger RNA, 1335 nt
Organism: Cryptococcus wingfieldii CBS 7118
Lineage: Eukaryota; Fungi; Basidiomycota; Tremellomycetes; Tremellales; Cryptococcaceae
Exons: 6
Coding region: 1-1335 (444 amino acids)
Source: RefSeq, a predicted model, not a curated record